ACUGCGCUCCCGCGGGGCGGGGGGGCCGGGGCCGCUCGCUCGCUCCCUCGGGCCGCUCCCAUGCGCGCUGCGCCGCCGCCGCUGCUCCCCGCGCUCUGCCUGGCGCUGGCGGCCGCCGCAGGAGCCGCAGCUCUUGCCCCUGUUCUUUGCCUCUGGUUUUGUUGGUGAGGAUAUCACAGUGAUGUCUGCAUUCAACCUGCUGCAUUUGGUGACAAAGAGCCAGCCAGUGGCCCUGCGAGCCUGUGGGCUUCCCUCAGUUUUCCGUAAUGUGUAUCACCAGAGAUGUACUACUCCAGAAGUCUGUUCACAUGGUCCAAAAGAAAAGAAAAGGUCAUGUAGGGAUAAAAAGGACUGUAAGGUGGUCUUUUCCCAGGAGGAGCUGAGGAAGCGGCUGACACCCCUGCAGUACCAUGUCACUCAGGAGAAGGGGACUGAAAGUGCCUUUGAGGGGGAGUACACACACCAUAAAGCUCAAGGAAUAUACAAAUGUGUUGUUUGUGGAACUCCUUUAUUCAAGUCAGAAACAAAGUUUGACUCCAAUUCAGGUUGGCCUUCCUUUUAUGAUGUGAUCAGUCCUGAUGCAAUUGCUUUCAAUGAUGAUUUCUCCUAUGGGAUGCAUCGGAUUGAGAUAUCCUGCAGUCAGUGUGGUGCUCACCUGGGGCACAUUUUUGAUGAUGGACCUCGCCCAACUGGCAAACGGUACUGCACAAACUCUGCUUCAUUAUCUUUCAAGCCAGCAGACAAGAACAACGCUGGAGAAGGCAGCGUUAAUGCCAGUCCUGCCCAAACAGGCAAAGCUGAGCUGUAGGAUGAAGCAAAGCCUGCAGAAAACUGUGUUGAUCCCACACAGCUUACAAGGAAUGUUUUCUAGUUUUCAAGUUGCCUGCUUUCUUAUAUCCUAAGAAUGUUCAAAUGUAUGAAAGCAUUUUGCACCAUCCUUCUUCUCCCUCACCUUUUCAGAACUGAGGCCUUUCCUGCCAGUGCAUUUACUGUAUAAUUGGGUUGAAAAAUGUAUUGACUGAGUCCACAGGUUUUCUUUUUUUCUUCUUUUCUUUGAGAUUACUUUGGGGAAUCUUAAAAUUGAGAUGCUUUGACAUCAUUAGUUAUUAGUUUCUUCUUAAUACUUUGUUACUCUAGGUUUACACACUAUUCCUUUUUUGCGUGGGAAAUGGAACUUGUGUUUAUCUCCAGUCUAUAGGAAACUUCUGGGCAUAAGAAAAUCCUGAAUUCCUACCACAUCUCUGCUUUGUUCUGACUUGUGAGGCAUGCAGCCUUUGGUCAUAUGUAUCCAACCAUCUCCCAGCAUCAGCCGCACCUUGCAAAAACUUGUAGUUAUGGCUGUUCCUUCCCAACCAAAAGAGAUGGAUGAGAUGUUAAAAGCAUCCUUUGGCUAAUUUACUGCCAAAAUUUCAAGGGUGUGGUUGAGAGGAUGUAAACAUUGUCUCAGCAUCUGUGUUUCCCCUUUGUUUUGUAUUUAAAUCAAGGUUUUAACUAUUAAGGCUCACUUUUGCAGGCUACUAAUGAGGCUUUGUCUGUUUGUGAGGCCUAUUCAACAAGUGUAACGCAAAUCUGAAUUAAAGUUGAAAUCUACAGGGGGUAAUUAUAUGGGCAAGUGCAGAGAUAAACUUGCAAAGUGAAGUAGAUGAAGGAUGACACUAGGCUCUUUAUUUUGUCGGUUGCUACAAGGAUUCAGAAACAUGACAGUUUCUGCUAGAGAGGAGUUUAGGAAUGAAUGCAGUAGAAAGAGGAGGACCCUCCUGACUAUCCAGUUUUAAAGAUUAGCUGGUCUGGAUGCAUAUUGCAUACAAAAUCCAGUCUUCAAUUUGUGCAACGGAGAUGUAGUGACAUGAGUGACAGUGUUGGUGUAGGAAAUUAAUUCAAAAAAAGUCUGUUACAGUUCCAUAAAUUUUCGUGUAAUAAAAUUCACUGUCCCAUGAGAUGUUUUUCACAGCUGCUUUUCGAUUUUUUUGAAUAACACUUAAAAUUGUGCAUAAUACUGUUCUUUAAGUUAUACCACACAGUAUUUGCUGCCACUUUGCCUUUAAACACUGAGAGACUUAAUGAACACAGUAUUUACUUCUACUAGCAAACUUUGUGACUAACAUGUUUGGAUCCAAUUUUAUUUUUAGUAGGAACAAAGCAACCACUGAUUUUUAUGGAAGCAGGAUUGAGGUUUUUAUGUCAGUGAUAAUAAACAUAUUAUCUAAAGUUCAAACAUCCUUCAGUUAAAAUGUAGCUACUGUGAAAGCAUAUGGAAUGGUCAUAAUUGCCUUUUUUUUUAGCAACAUUAGAAAGACAUGAAAAAACAUUAAAAAGGCAGCAUCUAUAAAAAUGUGGUACAUAAAUGUGGUUUAAUUCCAGAUUGCUGUUCGAUUUAAGUAUUAUCAAAUUUCAGUAUACUCCUGCCUUAUGUUAAAGAAAUAUUUUACUUAAGCUUCAGAACACAGUAAUGUAUGCUGUCCUACAGGAGAUUUAUUUUUGCAGGAUAUGGAAUGCAAUGAAAUGAAUCAAUAUGGUGAGGUGUAUGUGAUCUCUGGGAGUUAGAUCAUUUAAUAUAGGAAAUGCAUUGUUCUUGUGCACAAGCUAUAGCACAGCGCAGUUCAAGGUAAGACAGAUUUCCUUUAUUGCUCUUAGAAGAUGCUAGUAAGGGCUAGUAUUGAACCCUCCAAAUUUGGUUCAGUCUGGUGAUGAUCAUGACAGAGGAAACGUGGCAGCUGAGCACAAUGUAUAAAAUAAUAGAAUAUUUCUGUAUGUUUAAAUUUUGCACUGUCUAGAUGCUUAUAAAAGCUGAAUGCAAACUGUGUAGAAAUAGAAUAGAAACUGUGUAGAAAACUAUAUUUUCUUAUAUCUCUAUUUUACUCAGAUGUUUAAAUAAGGUACCUUAAAAAUCAUGUAAGUCACACAUUAUUUAUAUAUACUAUAUAUAUAUAUAUAUAUAAAAUUGCACAUGUUUUUUAUAUAUAUAUACGUACACACACAUAUAUUAUUUGAGGAUAAUUUUAGCCUUCUGUACCUUUAUAAUAACUAAAACCUUUCCAUAAGAGGGUUCAAUACUUUUAAGAAAUCAAAUAUACAUUUUUCAAAUCAAAUUUGUUUUCAUAUAUUUGCUGUACACAAAUAUAAAAUAAAUUUCUUUAUAAAUAA
Messenger RNA from Passer domesticus (house sparrow), 3144 nucleotides. It is a transcript of the gene MSRB3, whose product is annotated as methionine sulfoxide reductase B3. The transcript is spliced from 8 exons. NCBI's taxonomy places the organism in Eukaryota, Metazoa, Chordata, Aves, Passeriformes, Passeridae. The record is from RefSeq and is a predicted model, not a curated record. Gene Ontology annotation, cellular component: cytoplasm. The coding region runs from base 182 to 808 and encodes 208 amino acids. Gene Ontology annotation, molecular function: peptide-methionine (R)-S-oxide reductase activity. Gene Ontology annotation, biological process: protein repair; response to oxidative stress.